AUGCAGCGGUCAGAAUCCAACGCAUCAAAGACCUCUGCAUCCAGAGCUGCAGCACAACAUGGGGAUUCGCUUUGGCAAACGAUAACCCGCCAAUCGACUUAUUCCACACGCAAGGCCGACAAUGAUGCACGUGAUGUUGAUGGGAGUGAAGAUGAAAAUGAUCCGUACGAUCCCACCUGGGCUCUGGCAGAUGAAGUCAAGAGACGAGUUGAAAGCGACAAGGCCAGUGGCCUCAAAGAACGGAAACUUGGUCUCACCUGGAAAAAUCUCACUGUCUAUGGCGAGGGUGCAGGAACUCUGGUCCAUGAAAAUGUCUUUUCCACGUUCAACAUUCCCACUCAUAUUGCAGAGUCCAGACAGCGAAAAAAAGGUUCUUCCAGAAGAGCCCUCAUCCAGAAUAGUUUCGGCUGCGUGAAGCCAGGCGAGAUGUUGCUUGUACUCGGAAGGCCGGGCUCAGGCUGUACAACCCUUCUCAGCACGUUGGCCAAUCGCAGAUACGCCUAUGUGGGUGUCGAAGGAGAUGUUUUUUACGGCUCGAUGGACUACAAACAAGCAAAACGAUAUCGGGGCCAGAUUGUUAUGAAUACUGAAGAAGAGCUCCAUUUCCCAUCUCUCACUGUUGGUCAAACAAUGGACUUUGCCACGAAGAUGAAGAUUCCAGAUCAUCGACCAGAGGAUAUGAAGGGCCCUCUGGAAUGGCAGAAGGCCUUUAAAGACUUCCUUCUUCGAUCCAUGGGUAUUGAACACACACAUAAUACUAAAGUCGGUAACGAAUAUGUACGAGGUGUGUCAGGAGGAGAGCGCAAGCGUGUAUCGAUCGUCGAAACUAUGGCUACACGAGGAAGUGUCAUGUUCUGGGAUAACAGCACACGAGGUCUUGAUGCAAGCACUGCUCUCGAGUGGACUAAAGCAAUUAGAGCCAUCACCGACAUCCAGGGAAUCGCUAGCGUCGUCACACUCUAUCAAGCCGGGAACGGAAUUUUUAACCUCUUUGACAAGGUUCUCGUCCUGGAAGAAGGUAAACAAAUCUUUUACGGUCGGACAGAAGAAGCACGCCCCUUUAUGGAGAGUGUUGGAUUUAUUUGUGACGAUUCUGCUAAUGUUGGGGACUUUCUCACUGGCGUUACUGUGCCGACCGAGCGGGCUGUGAAACCAGAGUUUGAACAUCGAUUCCCGAGAACAGGUGCCGCGAUCCAAGAGAUUUACGAUAGGUCUGAGAUCCGAGCACGCAUGGAAUCUGAACUCGAGUAUCCCAACUCCGACGUCGCGAAAGAAAACACUGCCGAGUUCCAAAGAUCUGUCAAGGAAGAAAAGGCCAACAGUCUGCCUAAGAACUCGUCUCUCACUACGCCCUUCCCGGCACAAGUCAUGACCUGCGUCACUCGCCAAUAUCAAAUCAUCUGGGGCGACAAAGCCACAUUUUUCAUCAAACAGAUUUCUUGUCUCGUCCAAGCGCUCAUUGCCGGAUCUCUAUUCUAUAAUGCUCCCGGAAACUCUGCUGGUCUCUUCGUCAAAGGAGGUGCUCUUUUCUUCGCCCUGCUAUACAAUUGUCUCGUCGCCAUGAGCGAAACCACUGAAUCAUUCACCGGCAGACCAGUGCUUGCCAAGCAUAAAGAAUUCGCGUUCUAUCACCCUGCAGCAUUCUGCAUUGCCCAGAUCACAGCGGAUCUUCCCAUUCUCUUUGUGCAGGUUACCCUUUUCUCCGUCGUUCUAUACUGGAUGGUCUCACUGAAAGCAACGGCAGCGGCAUUCUUCACUUUCUGGAUCUUCGUUUACUCGGCGACGAUCUGCAUGACGGCUUUCUUCCGUCUCGUCGGCGCCGCUUUCAGCAACUUCGAUGCAGCUUCUAAAGUGUCCGGCUUCGCCGUUGCGGCGUUAGUCACCUACAUUGGAUACCAAAUUCCCAAACCUCAGAUGCACCCUUGGUUGGUGUGGAUUUACUGGAUCGAUCCGCUGGCGUAUGGGUUCGAAAGCCUGAUGGCGAACGAAUUUCACGACCAGCACAUUCCCUGCGUCGGGUCAAGCCUCAUCCCUAGUGGAGCGGGAUACGAUGCCAGCUUCGCCGCUUGUGCUGGCGUGCGAGGUGCUGCAAGGGGCGCCAACUUCGUUACUGGCGACCAGUACUUGGAAUCUCUUUCGUACUCACAUUCUCAUCUAUGGAGAAACCUGGGAAUCAUUUGGGCAUGGUGGGCGCUAUUUGCUUUCUUGACGGUUUUCUUCACCAACCGAUGGAAGCCCUCCUCUGGUGGUGGAGCACUGCUUAUCCCACGUGAACAUGUCGCCCGCAGCAAGCCCAAUGUCGUUGAUGAGGAAUCCCAGGUCCAUGAAAAGGAAGGAACGAGCAGCGCCAGCUCCCUUACUGCUCGUGAGAAGGGUGAUGGCGGAAAGGUUGACAACGGCACGGAGAGCAAGUUGAUCCGAAACACUUCAGUCUUUACUUGGAAGAACUUGUGUUACACGGUCCACACCCCGUCAGGCGACCGACAGCUUCUCGACAAUGUACAAGGCUGGAUCAAACCUGGUCAGCUAGGAGCCUUGAUGGGCUCAUCAGGAGCGGGCAAAACCACACUUAUGGACGUCCUAGCACAACGUAAGACCGAAGGUGUCAUUCGCGGUAGCAUCUUGGUUGACGGCAAAGAGCUGCCAGUCUCGUUUCAACGCUCCGCUGGCUAUUGUGAGCAGCUUGAUGUUCAUGAGCCAUACGCUACGGUACGUGAAGCCCUGGAGUUCUCUGCAUUACUUCGGCAGCCUCGAGAUAUACCUCGCGAGGAGAAGCUUAAGUACGUCGACACGGUCAUCGAUCUACUUGAGCUGCACGACCUCGAGAACUCUCUUAUCGGCCGUGUUGGCGCUGGACUCUCGGUUGAACAACGUAAACGAGUGACGAUCGGAGUUGAACUCGUUGCUAAACCGAGUAUUCUUAUCUUUCUUGACGAACCCACUUCAGGCUUGGAUGGCCAAGCGGCAUUUAAUACACUUCGAUUUUUGAAGAAACUCGCGGGAGCAGGCCAAGCUGUGCUCUGCACUAUCCACCAGCCCUCUACACAGCUCUUUGCUCAAUUUGACACCUUAUUGCUCCUCGCCCGAGGUGGAAAGACAGUGUACUUUGGCGAGGUAGGUGAAAAUGCAGCUAAGGUGAAAGAGUACUUUGCUCGAAAUGGCGCUCCUUGCCCUCCCGAAGCAAAUCCCGCUGAACAUAUGAUCGACGUCGUCUCUGGAUCAUUGUCGAAGGGUAAGGAUUGGGCCAAGGUAUGGCUCGAGUCUCCCGAGCAAGCCAGCGUUGCCGAAGAGGUCAACCAAAUCGUUGCCGAUGCAGCUUCGAAACCUCCUGGAACUGUCGAUGAUGGCCAUGAAUUCGCGACUCCUUACUGGGAACAGACAAAAUUGGUCACUCACCGAAUGAGUGUCUCGUUGUUCCGGAACACCGAAUACGUCAAUAAUAAAUUUGCCCUUCAUAUUGGCUCUGCUUUGUUCAAUGGCUUCACCUUCUGGAUGAUCGGUAAUGCGGUUUCGGACAUACAACUGACGCUUUUCGCGCAAUUCAACUUUGUCUUCGUUGCUCCCGGUGUGAUUGCCCAACUUCAGCCCCUCUUCAUUGAACGCCGUGAUCUCUACGAAGCGCGGGAGAAAAAGAGCAAGAUGUACCAUUGGGGACCUUUCGUCACCGGCCUAGUUGUUUCGGAAGUCCCUUACCUUAUCAUCUGUGCAGUCUUGUACUACGUCUGCUACUACUACACCGCCGGCUUACCAGGUGAUUCCAGCAAGGCCGGUGCGAUCUUCUUCAUUAUGCUGCUCUACGAGUUCUUAUACACCGGCAUCGGACAGUUCAUCGCGGCCUAUGCCCCUAAUGCUGUGUUCGCAUCUCUGGUCAAUCCUUUGCUCAUCGGUACUCUGAUAUCCUUCUGCGGUGUGCUAGUGCCUUACGCCCAGAUCCAAGAAUUCUGGAGGUACUGGCUGUACUACAUCAACCCUUUCACCUAUCUCAUGGGCGGCUUACUGGUGUUCCCUCUGUUUAGCAAGGAGAUCCACUGCAAGGAGCCGGAGUUCGCCGUCUUUGACACUCCCUCGCAUCAAACCUGUCGAGAGUAUCUUGCCGACUACAUGCAAGGCAUGGGCGCCGGUAUAAACCUUGUCAACCCUGAUGCCACCAGCGGGUGCCGUGUUUGUCAAUACACCAUGGGCAGCGACUAUCUGUCCACCGUUAAUCUGAAGGAUUAUUACUAUGGCUGGAGGAACAUUGGAAUAUUGGUUAUUUUCGUGAUCAGCAGUUAUUCCCUGGUGUACGUGCUAAUGAAACUGCGGACCAAGGCAACCAAGAGAGUGGGCGAUUAG
Exophiala mesophila is the source of this 4332-nucleotide messenger RNA. RefSeq lists its product as uncharacterized. The transcript has a single exon. The record is from RefSeq and is a predicted model, not a curated record. Gene Ontology annotation, biological process: transmembrane transport. NCBI's taxonomy places the organism in Eukaryota, Fungi, Ascomycota, Eurotiomycetes, Chaetothyriales, Herpotrichiellaceae. Bases 1 to 4332 code for a protein of 1443 amino acids. Gene Ontology annotation, molecular function: ABC-type transporter activity; ATP hydrolysis activity; ATP binding. Gene Ontology annotation, cellular component: membrane.